Messenger RNA from Anolis sagrei ordinatus, 6503 nucleotides. RefSeq names its product sarcoglycan delta (gene SGCD). Gene Ontology annotation, cellular component: sarcoglycan complex; sarcolemma. Gene Ontology annotation, biological process: heart contraction; cardiac muscle tissue development. The record is from RefSeq and is a predicted model, not a curated record. NCBI's taxonomy places the organism in Eukaryota, Metazoa, Chordata, Lepidosauria, Squamata, Anolidae.
AGAGAUCUGCAGAGAUAGAUCGUAACUCUGAAGUAUGGUAUGAACCAAGUAUGUGCUAGGAAUUACACACUAUGCCUGUGGCUAGACAUUUUUUUUUCUGGGGAGUCAACUACUAUUUCCAAUGCAUUCUCCCUGAAUUUGUAUAUAAGUGAAUGUGGCUAUGUAUAACCAACCAUGAAAUAUUGAGACCAGACAGAAAAUUGGGUAACAAGAGCCAUUGUAGAUCAUGCCUGGAGAUCUGCAUUUAAAAAAAUAAACCUUGCAAGGGGAAAAAAAUCUUCUCUGGCCCUGAAGUAAUUUGCUAGUCUCACACUUCACUGAGGGUGGGUCAGAAGAUGAAGUCAGAAAGGGUUUACAUGAGAGGAGCCUGUCUUAGAUAGUCCUUUGUUCCAUCUCCUGCACUUUUUAUAGGCUUGGUAUGGAACCCCAAAAGCUGCUGGUCUCUAUUCAUGUAGGCUUAUUUCAUGCCACGCAUAUGAAUAGGCAACUUGGAACCUACCACACACAGAGAAACAAUAUAUUAAUGAACAAGAAGAAUACAGCAAGAAGAAUUUUACUUCCAACAAACAUUAAGAACAUAAAUUAUUAACACACUUUGUAGGAGACAGCUACAUUUAAUAGUAAUAUUAGCAUAUGGCUUUCAAUGUUUUCAUGUACCAGCCUUCAGGCCAUUUACCGAGGACUGGUCAAGAGGCUAUAGUGGCAAAAGCUUCUUUUGAGUUCAUCUUUACCUCUGUAAUAAUAUUUAUAUCAGAACCUUUUAUUGCAUUUGUUAUAUUCAAGCAUAGGGUAAUUCUUGAUGAAGCACAAUCAGUCAGAACACUUUAUACAUUUAAUGCCUGUUUCUGUUCAAUGAUAGGUGUGUGGUUAAAAGGGGAAGAAGCAGUGGAAAAAUAUCAAGGUGUUAUACAUGGAAGGAUGGAAUGGGGAACCUAAGAAUCACAGAAAAAGGUUUAAAGCUAGAAGGAGAUUCAGAAUUCUUGAAACCUCUCUACGCCAAAGAAAUCCGGUCUAAGACAGGCAGCCCUCUAUACUUCCAGUCUGCUCGAAAUGUUACAGUGAACAUUCUCAAUGAGGAGAGUAAAGUUCUUACACGGCUGGUAACAGGUCCCAAAGCAGUGGAAGCAUACAGCCAAAAAUUUCAAGUGCUAACCACCUCGGGGGACUUGUUAUUUUCUGCAGAUGAGAAUGAAGUGGUAGUUGGAGCAGAAAGACUGAAAGUUUUAGGAGCAGAAGGCACAGUGUUCCCUAAAUCCAUAGAAACUCCUAAUGUCAGGGCAGACCCCUUCAAGGAACUAAGACUCGAGUCACCCACCCGCUCUUUGGUGAUGGAGGCUCCCAAGGGAGUUAUCAUUGAUGCUGAGGCUGGCAACCUGGAAGCCACAUGUAGGACAGAGCUCAAGCUGGUAUCCAAAGAUGGAGAGAUAACGUUGGAGGCUGCAAAUAUCAAACUACCUAGAUUGCCUCAGGGAUCCUACUCCCCUUCCGGAUCUGGGCAAAAAGCCUACGAGCUGUGUGUGUGUCCUAAUGGAAGAUUAUUCCUGACUCAGGCAGGAUCUACUUCCACCUGCCAGAUAAAGACAAGUGUCUGCCUUUGAGAGAGACUCCUUGUGGCAGGCGGAGUUGGGGGCAACAUGGCCCCUGCCUGGGUUCCCCAACUAUUUUUACUAGAACACAGAGAGCCUAUCAAAGACUUUUGUGUGUGGGUGUGUGUGUGUGUGCGUGUGUGUGGGUGUGAAUAUAUAAAUAUAUAGAUAUAUAUAGAUAUAAAUAUAUAUAUAUAUAUAUAUCCUUUGUGUAAAAUGAGGUUUCGGUACAAGAAAUCCCAGGGUGACCCUCUUUGUGUAGCAUUCAUUGCUUCAAUAUCAAAAUUUGAAAGCUGUGCACAAAUCUGGAUCUGGGACCUUCCAAGCAGUGGCCGUGGGUGGCUCCCAUGGGUUUUAAUCUGAACAUUAAAGGUGUAACCUACAAUGCUUGAACCCUACCCCCCAAAUACAUUCAGUACCUUGGGUGGCUUCUUUAUAGUUUAGACUAAAAUAUAAAUUGGAUUUCUCACCCCACCUACCCACCUCCACUGACAUUGGAGAGAGAGCCCUGCUUCCAAAAGUAUUCAAUCUAUGUCGAAGUCUCCAUAUAUAAAGGUGUAAUACUUUCAAGCCUCUCUAAAUUUAGUUUAAGAAAACCAUCACACAUGACUCUGUGCUAAUAUGGGUAUAAGGAGAAACAAUGUAAUGUAACGUGAUGUGGUUGCACCCAUCUUUAUCUGCCAAACAUACAGAAAACAGGGUCUGUAAAGUGUGGCCUUCUAGUGUGUCCAUCUCAGAUAGGUGUAACGUCUUCACAUGAUAUAGUUUGCAUAUGUUUCCAUAAGGUAUAGUUUUCUCAAUCUGUAUACCUGACUAGGCAUAAUGGCAUGUGUGAAGCAUCCUUAAGCUGUAACCAUCACAAUAAAGGGCAACAUAACUUGUAGCAAUCCUUAUCAGCUGACUUCUGAAGACUUCUGACUUCAGAGAAACAAAAAGGAACAAAGGCAUCAAGGCUACAUGGACAGUCUUCCAUUGAAUGGAGUUACUCAGAAAUAAAUAGUAAUUGGAACUGUUAAUUUCAUCAACAAUUGGAUUAAUUGGAAAGAUAAACAUUUUUUAUAAGUCACCCUCUGAUUCAAAGCCUCAAAAAUGUUUAAAAAAAUAAUUGUUUUACCUAUUGCUCUCCUUUCUUGAGAUGGCUUGCCUUGCAUUUGAGAGCCAUGUAAAUGUGAUUCCCUGACGAUUUGCUAGCUCAUCAAAGCAAAGUGUAAACUGUCUGGUAAAAGAUAGCAUAAUGAGACAUGAAUCUCUGAUUCUUAUUACACCAGGUAAGAUGAUCAGACUUCCUACUGCUUAGAAUGAUCCAAGACACCUAUGGUUAAAUUACAUGUAGCUCAUUUCUAAUUAGAGACAUAUAUCUCGAGAGACAUCUUGUGUGUUACUAUUCAUAUCCCUGAGCCUAAUUUGGCUAGCUGGUGUCUCAUUAAGUAACAUAAAAGUCCUCAUAAAAGUGUUAUCUACUGAAAAGAGUUCAAGCUGAAAGCUGGAUUUUCCGUGGCAUCACGGCUGUUCUCUCAGCUCUGUUUGUGACCUCUGUGUAUUCAGUGAUAGUCUGAAAAGGACACUGACUACUCAUAGAGGAUUUUCCAUUCAUUUGAGAACUCCAUUCAACCAAGGCACUUAAUCAGCUAGAGGAACCCUCCCAAGUACAUCUUCCACAGCCCAUCUCCCCUUAAAUGGCAUGGAUCUAUCUUCAUGAUGAUUGACAUGCAAAGGGGCUAAAGACUGAAUCAACAUAAAUAAAAGAUUCAAGUUCUUUUUUUAAAAAAGUUUUAAAGUUCACUCAAGACCAAAUCAAUAAACAUGUGAAGGUCAGCAUAAAAAUCCAAGGUCUAUUCUCACACAUUUGCUGAGAUUUACUGUUCCCUCUAGAUCACAAGUAGGAAAAUAAUUUCCCCAUAAAAAUAAGAAAAUGAUAAACGAAAUAAACUUGGGCUGAUUAUCAUGCCAUGUCACCUAUGUGAAACAUGCUUUUUGGCGAGCAUCAUUACUGUCUGUAGUUCUAAUGACCACAGAACCAGCAUAGCUUGUGCAUACUGGGUACAGUGAAAUGCAAAUUUGAAUCCAUCAAAACUAGACAAGUGAGGAAAUAUUUGUAGUAUCAUCAAAAGGCAAUCUGGCUUUCCCCUCAAGAUAAAAUGUCUGCAAAAAAAGAAUCAGCUCCCAACGAUAGAUGUUUGAGACACCCUUUGCUGUCAACUUUUGAGGCUUUCAGUUUCUAAAAUGUCUUCUUUAUUUCAUUACAAAAGGAGAACAACUGUGUGGGGAAACAUUUACUGGAUUCUGGCAUUGUGAAAUUAAAAAUAUACAGUAAUUCCUCUGCCAUAAUAGUCUAUUAGGCCAGAAGGCCAGGAUAUAAAUUUGAAAAAAGUAACUUCCCUACAUAGAAUGUUUCAAAGAUUGUUGAGAACAGUCAAUGCUAGUUGUAGACACGUCAAAUAUCACAGAAGCUUACUUUGAAACAAAAUAUUCUUAUGGUUUGCAUUCAUUGUGAAAUAAUUGGUUCAUUAAAAUUAAUGUAAGAGUUUCUUUUAAAACUAAGUCCAAGAUAAUAUUCCCUACAGGAGCUGUUACGAUGGGAGACCAUGUUAGCCAAAGCAACAAAGAGUCUUGAGACACUUAAGGCUGCAAGUACGCUACAAUGAAUGUUGCCAUAGAGCAUUUUCUUACAUUUCCCUACAUAAAUCAUCUGUGAGAUAGAAAUAAUCUCACAGAUCUGAUGUGUCUGAGAAGGGCACAUCAUUUUAACAAUGGGUUCCAUAAACGAUUGCUAGCUGCUUUUUUGUUAUCCAUAAAGAACACAAAGAAUAAUAUGAGACCUAAUCACCCCUCAGCUUUAUUGAAAAUAAAUGGAUAAUGACAGGUUUAGCAACUUCAAAACAUAAUUUGAUGUAUUCUUUUCAAGCCAUUUUCUUUGAUUUCUGGUGGACUAGAGAGCACCAAGAACCUGUCUGACAAGAUUGUCAGUGUCAACUUGAAAAGCACCCCCAUUGGUUUCAAUGGAGUUUGGAUUAAGCCAUUUUUAAAUAUCGUACCUUGGUGCUUUAGCUUGAUGGUAAAGAAAGGUUGAAGACACCAAUGAAGUGCACUUUUGGUGGACAGUAAAUGAGCAGAUCCACAUUUCAUUUUAUAGUAUAGUCCUAUGUGUAUUUACUCAGAAGUAAGAUUCAGUGUGUUCAGUGGCGCUUACGUUUAGGUAAAUACAUUUAAGAUUUCAGCCUUAGUGACACUGUUAGGACUUUAAAGCAUUUUGCAAGUUGAAUGGCUGCUGUCACCACUUAAUUUUCAAGCUGACACUUUGAUGCAAGGGGGUCACCCAGGAUAAUAAUUGUAUUGGGACACAGGACUAUUCACCAUCUCUGUUCAAAGAGGGAGACGUGCCUUUGCCUUAAGUCAAUGCACUCAGCAAGGAGAAGCACAUCAUAUUUAUCUCUUUAUUAAGUUCAUUUAUUUGGAGUGUUGGACUGAAGAUUGGAGAGAAUGGUGGUUGCCGUGUUUGAGAGUUGAGUGAUGGCUUGUGAAGUAGACUCACUGGAACUUCACAAAGACUGCGGGGCAUCUGGAACAAGUGGAAAUCUCUGUCAUGUUUUGGCCGGUGCAUUGAAAUUUUCAGCUCAUCCUGGAGAUCCAGCUUCAGAGCUUCAGAAAUGUUUGUAUACUGUGAUGACAUUUUGUUUCUUUUUCAUUUCAUAUUGAACAUUGAUCACAUACAAGGGCCAUUUCAUUAGAGAAUAUUUGUCAGCCUGCACAAGAUGAUAAACAAGUUGGACACUGCAAAGAAAAUAUACAUAUUGCAAUGUAACAGAGUGGUUUGAUCAUUUCUCCCCCUAUUAAUUUUACUGAUAAUGAAAGAGGACAUUGAAAUGAGUUUCCUUUAGAGGAACCAUUGCAGUACAUACCAUUGAUGUGUGUGUAUGUGUGUUUGUAACAUAAUGGCUUCUCUUUUUGUUAGCUCAGCUUUUGUGUUAAUCUGGUUCCUGAUCUUCAAAGAUACAUAUCUAGUUAUUAACUAUAUUACCUGAAAUCAAAGGAUUACGUGCUUAGAAAGAAAAUGAAGUGUUGAAAAGUUGCUUCACAGUGGUCUUCAAUUAUUCUUUAAUGAACUUGCUUAGUUACUCUUCUAGUAUGGGAGAUCUUUACAACCUACCAACUGCAGAUCUCAUUCUUCUCACCAGAAAAGGUUACUAUUAUUUAAACUCUUCUUAAAUCCUUUUGCCAGAUGCACUUGUCCUUAAUAUUACCCAAAAUUCAUAUAGAAAAAUCAAUUGUUUGAAGCUUGUCAAACUACAAGCUGUUGAAAAACUUUUCCCCUUUCUUGUCUUCUGACAAAAGUAAAAUAUUACAGUUAUAGGCUACUGAAAGUUUUAGUUUAGAGCUUAGGCAAUUUUUGAGCUUCUGUUGGCUAUGGGAAUUUUAUUGAUAAUUCUCCCAACAUUGUCAAGAGCAAUAGCAAAAAGCUCCAUACAUGUCAAAAUAAUAUCCUAUAUUUUAGACACUUUUGUGCAUGCGCAGUCCUAUGGUUUCUAAAAAAUCCUGGUCAUUCAGAGGCAAUAUUCCAUUGUAGGAAGUGUCCGCUUCAUAAUUUCAAAAUAAUCUCCAUGUUUCACCACUCCAGUAUUAGUGUCAGCACUGGAAGGUGGGAAAGAGAACAGGACCUUGGUAUAGACAAAGCAAGAGCAGCUCUAAAUUUGCAGAAUGCAAUGCCUUCCAUCUCCUAGUCCACGGCCACAUCUCCAACACAAAGGAAUAUUUAAAUUAGUUCUUGAUCUAGGCUGUAUUAUGUUUCUUCAAGAACCCAAAUUGCAAAAUAUUGUAACAUAAUAAGAUUGCACUGUUGGUCAUCUUUUCAAGGAAACAUAUAUGACUUCUGUAAAGUUGUACCUCCAUAUCCUCUUGGAAAUGUAGAGUCUAACUGAA